GCCAAUCUCACCCCAUGGGGACAAAGCCGACGAGGGUAACGCAAGCGAGAUCAAUAGUCUACCCGGUCUGGUGGGUACACGAUCUCAGCACCAGGUUGUUUAUGAUCUUCAGCCCUUCCGCUUUCUUCGCAGCUUGGUUGACCCUUUUACUUGACAUGGAUCAAAAUUACAACGACAACAACAACGAAAAAAGGGCAUAUACGACGUACCAAAAUGGUCGGAUUCCUGAUCCCGCCGUGGUACAAACUGUAUGAGCCAACGGAAAGCGACCUCAUCUUGGCGACGUUCUUAUGGGGCUUCACUCUGGCCCUUGCUAUCUGUGUACUCGCCAAGGGAGUAAAGCAGACACUCCGAAGCUUUCGACGCUGCCACUUCUGGAAUCCAUAUAUCAUCAUGAUUUGGGUAGAGUGGGCUUCAUGUCUUGGUGUUGCGGUCAUCAGCUGGCUUUUUCUAAGAGGUGUCAUUCAGCCAAGCUUUUGGUACUUCUUGACGUUGAUCAUUGCCUGGACCAUUAAGACUCAAUGCCUUAUGCAAAUUCUUACAAACAGGAUUUCCCUAAUCCUCUACAACCCUGAGAAGGCCAGGAAGCUCAAGGUCUACAUUUUCCUGGCCAUCGGCGUCAUCAAUGUCAGCGUGUUCAUUGUCUGGAUCCCUGCCCGCCUCCAGGUGAGCGAGACGUGGAUCCACGUCAACGAGGUCUGGGACCGGGUUGAGAAGUUCCUAUUCAUGGCCGUUGACGGUGGCCUCAAUUACUACUUUAUGUGGCUUAUCAAGUCGAAACUAGUCGCCAACGGGUUGACAAAAUACAGACUCGUAUACAGAUUUAAUCUGUUUAUGGUCUUUAUUUCACUUUCGCUUGAUGUCCUGAUCAUCGCUCUCAUGUCUCUCCGCAACGACGCUCUUUACGUACAAGUCCAUCCCCUAACUUACAUGGCCAAACUUUACAUCGAGAUGAAUAUUGCCGAAUUCCUCGGCAAGAUCCUCAAGCAAUCGAACCGUCGACACAACUCCUUUUCUCUGUCGAUUGACUGCCACAGUCUCACUACAUUUGAUGGCUGGCGCCCCGAUCUCGAAGCGACCGGCAGCCCGCACGACUACAUUUUCAACCGCGAAUGGCGGCGGUCGAAGCACCAAUUUCACAUCAAGCCAUCUGGCGGGCAAAUGCACCCGCUCAACAUGGAUAUAUUAACAGGCGGGGAGGAGAGCCAUGAUUGUACAAACAAGUGGGGUGGGAUUCAUGGGGCUGGGCUGUACGACAUCUCUGCGGAAAAGGAGGACGAAGUAGGAAAGCCAUCGAUACCGAGCGAAGUUCGUGUCAAAGAUUCGCCAUGGUCAAUAAUGGAUGUCAAGAGGCGAUCAAGCAGUCAAGAGUUAAGGCAGUCGAGGAGGGUUCGGCCUAGGACGCAGCGCGCAGAGACUUGUGCUGGGUACGACGAUGGAAAAGACAACAACGGAGAUACUGGUGUGGACAGGCCGCGUGCCAAACGUUGCAUUUCGCAGGAUUAUCGGAGUUCAAGAAGCAAUCGGGAUAAUGGUUCUCAAGCAGACCUGGAUACCGAUGGACUGUUGCAAGGAGCGAUCCCACCGACAAAAACCUACAGUGACCAUGAGCAAGGGGGAUGAGAGUGGCUUCAAAAGGCUUGGCUAAGGUAAUCUGGAAGCUUGAAGCCACACUGUAAGAUCAGAAUCGCUUGGCUCGCAAGGGGAGAAAGGUUCACCGAGAAUUGCAUCGACAACGGCAGACUAUCCUGCCCUACCAUUACGCAAGAACAUCUCCGGACACAUGACGUCGACAAAGCCGAACCGCCAGGUGCAAUCACAACUUCAUAUCCUUCGAGGCAUUUUGCACGACCCCUUGCCGAGUCUUCAUCUCGUCUUUUACCGAUUGGUAUUCCUGUACAACGGUAGUUCCCGCGGGAACAUAAAGUGCUGGAUGGUUGACAAGUCACCCUUGCAACGUUACCAAUAGGCGUCAAACUCGACAUUGCUAGUGCUAUUCCAGCACAAGACUCCCCGAGAAUCACGACCCAUUGACAUUUCAUGUUACCAUCUACCCUAGCUGAGGGUCGCCGAGUCCGUGAUGAAAGAAAGCCCUUCAGCAAGGGGUUCACAGCUUUGCAUGGUGUCACUACAACUUCAAGACGCGCACGAAGCGUGGCACAUGUUUUGCUUUACUUCAAAUACAAC
Molecule: messenger RNA, 2187 nt
Organism: Neurospora crassa OR74A
Lineage: Eukaryota; Fungi; Ascomycota; Sordariomycetes; Sordariales; Sordariaceae
Exons: 5
Coding region: 214-1623 (469 amino acids)
Source: RefSeq, a predicted model, not a curated record